AUGUCAGAUAAGUUGAAUAGUACAAGUUCUCAAACAAACCCUCAGGGUAGUACAGACUUGCCGCCAGCUCCAAUUGAGAGUGCUUCUGCUUCCACACUAGCAUCUACCUCGACUACUACACAGUCAUUUUUAAGUCCCGCAAAAAGCAAUAGUAGAACUACAAGUACAUCAGAUUCCGCCAACUUGCUAGAAACCGAUUCCAAAAUCAAAUCUAUUCUCAAUAGCGAUUCAGCACUUGACUUGCUACUGGAUAGGUUAAAGCAAAGUCUUUCCACUGGUGAAGAGUUUAGUAAAUUCAUCAAGAAAAAGGCCCAAAUCGAAGAUGACCACUACAACCAAUUGAAGAAAUUUGCCAGCAAUAUCAGAUCACAAAUGAAAAAUAACAGUAGGAACUUGAAGAGCGAUUCUCUUCAGUUCCAAAUGGAUCGCAUCAUUGAGUUUGACGAAACAUUGUACGGCGUCGGACUGAGCUACGUAACUGCAUUAAACACGAUGUACGACGAGUUAACCUCCUUGAUAAAUACAAUCACGCGAUCCAGAAAGACCAUUAAGGACGAGUACAAGAAAAAGGAUCGAGAAUGUAUGGAUGCAAUCUCGGCAGCAGACAAGGCAAGGUCCAGAUACAAUCACUUUUGCGAGGAAUUGGACAGACUCAAAGGCGCCGAUCCUUCGAAAAAAUCAUUUGGUCGUAAAACCGUUAGCGAACAAGAAGACGGCCUUCAAAGGAAGAUAGACUCUGCAGAUCUGGAAUACAAAUCCCGGGUGGCAACUUGUAAAAAGUUGAAGGAUGAGAUUUUGGUUAUCCACCGUCCAAAUAACGCCAAAAAGCUCAAGAAUUUGAUCUUGGAGAUGGACAUUGCAUUGAAUGUGCAACUUCAAAAAUAUGCAACUUGGUGCGAGAAUUUAAUCAUGAACUCGGGUGUUAUGAUAAGUCCCUUGCAGUCGACAAAGACCUCGAUGAAAACAAUGGCAAGUUCUAUCGAUAACGAAAAAGAUUUGUACCAUUUCUUGCUCAAGAGCGGCAGCCAGAGUCACAACAAGUCUCUUGUUCCCGUUGAUUACCAAGUACAUCCAUCUUUGGUGAAAACAAGCAACAUUGGGAAGCCAUUUUUAAAUAAUAACAACGGUGGUGGCAACAACAACAACAACAACAACAACAACAACAAUAGUAAUACUAGUAGUAACAUCUAUGGUAACCACAAUAUGAACGGAAGUACCUCGAGGAUGGAUAACAGUGCUAGCAGCAUCAAGGCAGCAGUUACAGGAAAUACUGCAGGUAACCAAUGGAGUCACAAUAGAGCUCCAUCGAGUGGAUUCUUGAAUACUACUUCAUCACCGCCCGCGGCAGGAACAGGAACAGCAUUAUCACCAUCGUUAUCAUCACAAUCACAACAAGCGAAUAGCACUUCGGCUCCAUAUUCGGGUAGCUUGAUACCUAAAUCUGGCCCAAACCAGGAGUCUUCUAUUCGUACAAAGAAUGAUUUUUUGUCCUCCUCUGCAAAUCCCCAGAAUGAAGCUGCGCCGAAGGGGUAUCUGUCCCUUGACCCCGCUAGUCAACCAUCGACACCCAAUCUCAAUGGCCCCAAGCCACUUAAUGCAGUGAAAAUCAACAAGCAGCCUACAUUUGGUGUAUCUAUUGAGGAAGUUAUCACUUUUGCUGGAGUCGAUAAUGUUCCGCUUGUGGUUCGUAAGUGUAUUGAAGUUAUUGAAACAUAUGGUAUCGACUUGGUUGGUAUUUAUCGAACAAGCUCGAAUUUCAACCAAGUAAAGAAACUUGGAGAUGCCAUUGACCAGAAUUUUACCAAUUAUUUACAAAUAGGUAAAAAUAUCGACCCCGGUAACGUCCUUGAUUCAGACAUUUUCUGCAUUGCAUCGUUACUCAAGCGUUAUUUUUUAAACUUGCCAGAACCGCUUGUGACCAACGCAGAGUCCCAGUCUUUUAUCGAGACAGUCAAACUGAAUGACGAGCACCACAUUGCCAAGAAGUUGCAUCACUUGGUUUAUAAUUUACCCGAUGGAGCCUAUUUCACAUUAAGAGCUCUAAUAUUCCACUUGAACAAAAUAGCCGCACAUGAGGCACAAAACAGAAUGAAUGCAAAAUCUUUGGCAAUCAUUUGGGGACCAGUCAUAUUCAAUGAUGCAGCAAGCACUGCACAGGACUUGAGCUACAAGAGUAAGGUUGUUGAAAAGUUAAUGUCCAUUGCUACAGAUAUCUUUGAAGAGGAUGAAUAA
Molecule: messenger RNA, 2232 nt
Organism: Lodderomyces elongisporus
Lineage: Eukaryota; Fungi; Ascomycota; Pichiomycetes; Serinales; Debaryomycetaceae
Gene: RGD1
Product: Rgd1p
Exons: 1
Coding region: 1-2232 (743 amino acids)
Biological process (GO): regulation of GTPase activity; signal transduction
Cellular component (GO): cytoplasm
Source: RefSeq, a predicted model, not a curated record